ACCAGUUAUGGGUUACAACAAGUGCAUAUUGCUUGUAUCCUUAGCCAUAGCCAUAGCCGUGGCCUUCGCCGGGCUCUCUGAGGGGUUCGAUUUCCAAGAGGACGAUCUAGUAUCCGAGGAUAGUGUAAGGAACUUAUAUGAGAGAUGGAGUACUGAAUUUACUGUUUCGAGAAGCUUCGAUGACAAGCACAAGAGGUUCAAUGUGUUCAAGGACAAUGUGGAUCAUGUUCAUCAAGUUAAUAAGAUGAACAAACCUUACAAGCUUAAGUUGAACAUGUUUGCUGAUAUGACGAACGUAGAGUUUCGUAGCUACUUUGCUGGGUUGAAGGGGAAGAAGAAGACUAAUGGCACCGUAAGUUUCAUGUAUGCAGAUGCCGGUAAUGUCCCUCCGUCCAUUGAUUGGAGGACAAAGGGUGCUGUUACUCCUGUUAGGAACCAAGGCCAUUGUGGAAGUUGCUGGGCAUUUUCGACGGUUGCAUCAGUAGAGGGUAUAAUCCAAAUCAGAACAGGGAAGCUAGUUUCAUUGUCAGAACAGGAGCUUGUUGACUGUGACACCUUCCAGAACCGAGGAUGCAACGGCGGCCUAAUGAGCGUGGCGUUCGAUUUUGUCAGGCUAAGGGGUGGCCUCACCACUGAAGAAAACUACCCUUACACAGCUUUUAACGGAAUAUGCAAUAUAUUUAAGGUGGAUACUGCAAAAGUAUCAAUUGAUGGGCAUGAGGAUGUACCUGUGAAUGACGAGGGCGCCCUGCUCAAUGCUGUCGCGAACCAACCUGUGUCUGUGGGCAUCGAUGCUGGGAGUCGAGAUAUGCAGUUCUACUCACAGGGUGUGUUCAGUGGAGAAUGUGGGACAACACUGAAUCAUGGUGUAGCAGUUGUGGGCUAUGGAACAGAUGCAGGUACAGAUUACUGGAUUGUAAAGAAUUCAUGGGGAGAACAAUGGGGGGAGAAAGGUUACAUACGGAUGAAGCGUGGUAUCGUUGAUAGACAAGGAUUGUGUGGGAUUGCAAUGCAGGCCUCUUAUCCUGUCAAAAACACUUUCAGUAGUAAUCCUUCAUCUUCUGUUCAGGAAGGAUACUCCAGGACCAGGAAGAAUCGAUUUAAUUAAACAGGAUUCAGAGAUGUUUGGUUCCUUCUCUUACUAUACGAUCAUUCAAACUAAUUACAUCGCGUUUUAUAACAUGAA
Messenger RNA from Spinacia oleracea (spinach), 1186 nucleotides. Its product is annotated as vignain-like. The coding region runs from base 8 to 1108 and encodes 366 amino acids. The transcript is spliced from 4 exons. NCBI's taxonomy places the organism in Eukaryota, Viridiplantae, Streptophyta, Magnoliopsida, Caryophyllales, Amaranthaceae. The record is from RefSeq and is a predicted model, not a curated record. Gene Ontology annotation, molecular function: cysteine-type peptidase activity. Gene Ontology annotation, biological process: proteolysis.